AAGGCCUAAGGUUGUUUCCCAGCUUUCUGGAGUCCUGAAUGACAGCUCCCCUGGCUUCAUAGCAUAAGGGCUCGUUCACAUUUCGUUGAUGGAUUUCAUACCGAACCCGUCCCCAUUUAAACUCGCAGCGGGAAACACGCUGCAGGUUCGCUAUCAAAUCUGCCCAUGUGAACGAGCCCUUAUACUGCAUCAUUGCAUGAAUGAUGCUGAUUUGCUCUUCGGGAGUCUGGGAAAGGAGUGCGGCUAAGAUGUGAGGGGAUUGUCUGACGAUAGAAAUGUCAUCAUGUGACUAUGGCGUCUUCUUGACCCACGCAACUUUUUAAUUUUUUUUCAAAAAAAUGAAGACGACAAGCGCAGCAGGGAUGAGAACAGAGAUGAUACAAAUCAGCUGGAUAUGGAUUACUGCAUUCAUAAUCGCACCAAGUCACUCUGAAGAUAUCCCCAGAAUAAAAAAUCUGGACUGCGUGAACGACUUCGAUAAAAAAAUGGUUUGUUUUUGGGAGGUCGAGAAUGGAAACACCAACUGCAGUUCGGAUUUCCAGCUAAAAUACACAAACUUUGAAGAGACUUUGUAUUGUCAGGAUCUAGAUAAUGAAUAUGAUGGGAACUUCCGAGUACCCAGUAAAUGUAUCUGCAAUAUCACCAGGACUACGUUCAUAAUCUCUGAAUCUUUUGUCAUAGAAGUUGAAUCACAAGGGCAAAGUCUUUUCAAUACAACCAUAAAUAUCAUGUCUUCUGUUAAACCAAAACCUCCAUCAAACUUACAUGUGAACCUCACAGACCCAGAAUAUGGGGUCGUACUCUGGAAAUCCAAUAAUGAAGGCCAAUUCAUUGAAAAAUGGCUGACCUAUCGUAUCCAGUUUAUCUCCAAGGAACGUGGCAAACUGGAAUUAGAAGAUUUAAUUGAACAAUUAAAUCCUCAAUACACGUUUAGUUGGAGGCAGCUGACCCGGGGCCUUGAGUACAGAGUGAGAGUGAGGACGAAAUAUGAAGGGCAAAGAAAGGAAAUCUGGAGUGAAUGGAGUCCAGAAGUUGAGUUCAGAAACGAUUAUAACCUAACUGUAAUGGAAAAGAUGUGGUUUAUCAUCCCAGCAUUGUGCGCCAUUGUAUUACUACUCAUUGUAUCCUGCUACUUCGGCAUCAUCAGAAUCAAGAAAAGAUGGUGGAAUAACAUCCCAGACCCGGCAAGAAGCAAACUAGCCGAGAGCAAUCUGAUCCCGAAAAAUCUGAAACCAGCUGGAAAGCCUACUGCCAGAAAAUGGUGUGGCAAUUGGUUAAGUCAGCUGGUGAAAGCCCAUAAGAAGUCCAAGUAUGAACAAUUCACCAGGGAACAUCCAGUCAACGAGAGUGUAACCAUCCUAGGAAAAAAUAGGAAAACAAUUAUUUUUGAACCAGAGAAAGUUGAUAUUGAAAGCUUAAUUCACCUGUAUCCUAGAGUAGAGGACAAGGUGUAUCAGGAGGACUCACCAGAAGAUAAGGAGGAGGACUUUCAUCUGAUGACCACUGACUUGUCUAUUGGAAGGAUGUUUUGUGAUAUCUUAUGUGAUUCAUCUAUGAAGGUGGAAGAACUGGAGCAGCUUAAUGUGGAUGACACCUUUGGGUGCUCAAUCCUAAGGGAUCAUUUUCAUAAAACUGAUAGACAUCUGCCACUUUCCAUGGUCUCCCAAGAAUCUGGAUACCAAAGUUAUGAUUCCGAUGAUUCCCCAGGAGAUUCCAAAUCAGAUGGGCCAAAUAUCCCUUACCUUGACCAUCCUAUCAGUCAAGGGGACUUUUUGCCGUAUGCUUCAACAUCCAGCAUCAAUAAGAGUAGCUCUCAAAUAGAAGAUGUGUUCGUAAAUUCUGGCUACAACAGCUUUGCUAAUGCUUUAGCAGAAGCUGCAUUCGAUAUUAUGGAAAGAGACAACAUAUUAGUCUUCUCCAUGGACUCCUUGAAUUACAAACCCAGCUACAACCAUUCUUUGCAGAAUCCAAAAAGUAUUUUAUAUUACAACAGAAGAUGUUUUCCUUAUGCUGAUGAUCUUCAAGCAACCAUGACUCCGACAUCUGAUCAUACAAUAGAUACUUGUCCCCCUUCUGUAUCUGAAGUACCUGGAUAUCAGAGCUUUAACCAGGCCAUUGAACAAGGAGAUACAUCUAUGUGCAUUGUUUUUGAUUCUGGGUACAAGCCUUUUGAAUACCCUACACAUAUCUCUACAAACAGUUUAGACAAUAUGGAGGGUUUGUCUGAGCUUCCUAUUCCAUGUCCUUACCAAGACCAAGUUAAAAACCAAGAAGACCUUCCAAAGAGUGGAAUGGCCAGUGGAUGGACAGAUCUGUGGAACGACACCCAAAGUUCCGAUUUCAACUUAGCAGAGUUCAACUUUUUUGAUAAGAAAUAUCCAUUCCGUACGGGGAUGUUAGGACACGAACACAGGGAUUCCAUAAAUCACGCUGCAGACAUUCAUUAUGGCAUUAAUAGGACAUUACCAAAAGCCGAUAAUCCUCUGGCUUUAACAUUUGACAUAAGUGAUCAUAUGAGGAAUUUUGCAAACAUGCAUGGAUCUAAGACAUCACUGGGCUUAGAAUUUGUUGGACUCCCAACAGAUCUUAUUUCUUUCCCAUGUUCUCUGGAAGAGAAACAAAUCAUUUGUGAUGAUCUCCUGGAUAAGAACUGUCUUCAUACUGACAAGGACAUUCCAAUGAAGUUUGAGAACAAGUCGUAUUUUGUCCCUCAUCAUUAUUUAAGAGCGAGAGGUUACAGCAAAACAGAAAGUCACUUAUUAGUACAGAAAAACAGUAUAGACGAAGAAGGCAAUUUGUAUAUGAAAAUAACAUUAUUGGAAACAUAAAGGAAAUAAAAAAAGGCAUAUAUCAAAAAAAAAAGGAAUAUCAAAUACAACAAAAACAGCUGUUUCACUGAACUGUUUAUUAGAGAUAUGAGAUCAGAGUGAUGGCUUUAAAGGGAUACUCACCUGGAAAACAUUUUUAUUAAUCAACUGGUGCCAGAAGAUGUAACAGAUUUGUAAACUACUUCUAUUUAAAAAUCUUAAUCCUUCCAGUACUUAGCAGCUGAUGUAUACUCCACAGGAAGUUCUUUUCUUUGUGAAUUUCCUUUCUGUCUGACCACAGUGCUCUCUGCUGACACCUCUGUCCAUUUUAGGAACUGUCCAGCAUAGGAUAGGUUUGCUACUGGACAGUUAGCAGCUGAUAAGUACUGGAAGGAUUAAGAUUUUUAAAUUUAAGUAAUUUACAAAUCUGUUUAAUUUUUUGGCACCAGUUGAUUAAAAAAAAAAAAAAAAAGUUUUCCAGUGGAGUACCACUUUAAUACUUUGCACACUGGGCACUCUACCUGCAAAUCUUUAUAGCAAGCUCAGUGGCACCAUUUCCAUUUACUAUAUACAGUACAAGGACAGCUGAUCAGGGCAACAAUAUAUAUAGUGAGCAACCACCAACACAAUGCAUAAAAAAAAAAAAAUUUCUAAGGAAUCUUUUAACAGGGAAAGGAGGAGCCAGCUGGGACCAACCCGGAGGACUCCAAGCCCCAUUUUCAGACAGUUUUAAAGGGGUACUCCGGCCCUAAGAUAUCUUAUCCCCUAUCCAAAGGAGUACCCCUUUAAACUAUGAGUACUUAAAAUGCUGUAGCAUUUGAAAACAAAUAAUGGAUGUAAUAUGAGAGCCUGUGGUUCGGACAGCAUGAUACCAAUAACAGGUACCUUUAUCCUUUAUUCUAUUGGUCAGUGCCAAAAUGGCAAAAUAUGUAGCUUUUUUUUUUAUUUUUAUUUUUUACUACCUUUGCAAAAUAAUAUCACGUUCUAUAAAAAAAAAAAAACAUUAUCUGUGCUGGGGAAGAACAUUAGUUGUCAUGAGGAAGAACAUUAUCUGGGAUGGGGGAGAGAAUAUUAUCUGUCAUGAGGGAGAACAUUAUCAUUAUCUGUGAUGGCAGAAAGAACAUUAUUAUGAUGGGGGAAAACAUUAUCUGUGAUGGGAGAGAGAACAUUAUCUGUAAUCGGGAGAACAUUAUCUGUGCUGGGGAAGAACAUUAUUUGUCAUGAGGAAGAACAUUAUCUGCGAUGGGGGAGAGAAUAUUAUCUGUCAUGAGGGAGAACAUUAUCAUUAUCUGUGAUGGGAGAAAGAACAUUAUUAUGAUGGGGGAAAACAUUAUCUGUGAUGGGAGAGAGAACAUUAUCUGUAUUGGGGAGAACAUUAUCUGUGCUGGGGGAGAACAUUAUCUGUGCUGGGGAAGAACAUUAUUUGUCAUGAGGAAGAACAUUUUCUGCGAUGGGGGAGAGAGUAUUAUCUGUCAUAAGGGAGAACAUUAUCUGUGAUGGGAGAAAGAACAUUAUUAUGAUGGGGGAAAACAUUAUCUGUGAUGGGAGAGAGAACAUUAUCUGUAUUGGGGAGAACAUUAUCUGUGCUGGGGGAGAACAUUAUCUGUGCUGGGGAAGAACAUUAUUUGUCAUGAGGAAGAACAUUUUCUGCGAUGGGGGAGAGAGUAUUAUCUGUCAUGAGGGAGAACAUUAUCUGUGAUGGGAGAAAGAACAUUAUUAUGAUGGGGGAAAACAUUAUCUGUGAUGGGGAGAGGAGCAUUAUCUGUGAUGUAGGAGAACAUUAUCUGCGAUGUAGGAGAACAUUAUCUGCGAUGUAGGAGAACAUUAUCUGUAAUGAGGAGAACAUCAUCUACGAUGGGGGAAAACAUUAUUUGUGAUGGGGGGGCAAUACCCUGCACUGUACAGAAAGUAAGCAUAGUGUUGAUAGGCCUAGCACAGAAAACAAGUGCUGCACUGUGCAGCAUGAAAGAUUUUAGCAGUACAAUUACAGAGUUAACGCCUCGGCCCAAUGGAGGAUCCAACACUGAAUGGAAAAAAAAAAAAAAGAAGAAGAAUUAGAAGUAUAUACUUCUAGCUCCCAAUGUGCCUAAAGCCUGUCAUGUGGGUGUUCCUUAAGGAUCAUAGAAGUAUACUCAUAGGUGGCAUCGGAGAAGGAUACUCAACACUGGCAGACAUGAGAAAUGAGAUUGGAGAAAGGAGGCGAGAGUAGAGAAUUAUUUGUGUAUACUCAUAUGCAUUUGGGUGGCCAAGUGACCAUCUCCACUAUGGCUGUCUAUGAUUACAAUUUCCUGUUCGCAGUUAUAGUAGGAAGAGCAGCUCUGGAGCAAAAACUGCUGCUUUAACAAGUGUAAUACUGAGCAGAAUGAGAAAAUAGCAUCUCUUUGCCCCAAGAAGCAAAAUAAAAUACAUUAAAUAUCUCAGGAAUGGAAGAUCUAAAACAAAUAUGAUAAUGCUAUGAAAUACUGGUUUAUAUAGAAAGUUUGUAAUUGAUCAGUAUUGGUGUGUUGUGUCACAUGUAGCUUUUUCUGAUUCAUACUGAAAUAUAUACCAUGUUGUGUCCAUUAGCAAUAAAGUUAAACUGUCA
This is a messenger RNA of Hyla sarda, 5391 nucleotides long. Its product is annotated as interleukin-4 receptor subunit alpha-like. Gene Ontology annotation, biological process: cytokine-mediated signaling pathway; production of molecular mediator involved in inflammatory response. The record is from RefSeq and is a predicted model, not a curated record. Gene Ontology annotation, cellular component: external side of plasma membrane; membrane. Gene Ontology annotation, molecular function: cytokine receptor activity; protein binding. Bases 339 to 2828 code for a protein of 829 amino acids. The transcript has 10 exons. NCBI's taxonomy places the organism in Eukaryota, Metazoa, Chordata, Amphibia, Anura, Hylidae.